CUUCGUCUUCUAUAAUAGUUACUUGGAGAGAAAAAAAGAAGAAGAAAGAAAGACUUUUUUUUUCUUCGUUUCUCUAUUAUUAUUCACCGGAAAAUGGUGUUUGGUUGGAGAAAAGCGUUUUGCACAUCCGCUUCAAGUAAUCAAGAGAAACCUCAACAAUCAUCAUCACACAUUCUGAACACAGAUGCUCCUCCAAUUUCCACCCCAAGAUUCCGAUCCAAGUUUGGGUUUUUUUCAAACCCAUCAACUCCACGUCUCCGAUCUCGUGGCGACGGUGGUGGCAUUGGAUGCCGCUCCGCCGACUCCACAGCAGUCACUACCCCUUUGCUUCCCACUAGCCCCAAACUCCAUUGCAGGACAACGAGCAACGCUACUCCAAGGAGCAGUAACAGCUCAACCCCUAAGUUUUUCUCUAACCCUUCUUCUCCUAAAUUAUCUUCUCCUUCUUCUUCUUCCCAUGGCGGCGUUUCUCUCCUCCGUGCAACGCUUCUUCUAAACAAGAGUAAUAAUAACAACAGAUGUGGGAUUUGUCUGCAGCGAGUGAAUUCCGGUCAAAUCGAUUCGACGGCGAUUUUCACGGCGGAGUGUUCACAUUCGUUUCACCUCUCCUGCGCCGUUAGAUUUGAAGAUAAACGUUGUCCGUUUUGUUCCGCCGCGUGGAGUCACGCACCGAAGUCGGAUUCUCCGUCUGUGAUAAUGGGAUCCGACCCGAUUAGACGACCCGCUAUCCGAGAAAUAAAAACCGGGAAAUCGCUGAGAGUUUACAACGACGAUGAGCCGUUAACUUAUUCGCCGGUUUCUCUUGCUCAGUUCAACACUAUACCGGAAUCAGACGAAAACGACGACUUUGACGAAGAUGAUGAAUUUCCUGGAUUCUUCUCGGAUUCUUCGAUUACGCCUGCGUUGUCUGCUCCGCUUCCCUCAAUCUCGGGGAAUCUGGAGGUUAAAUUGCAGCCGGAAUCCGCCGUUGUGGAAACCGGGAAAAGGGUCGAGACGCACGUCGUGGUUAUGAAACUGAAAGCGUCUCCCUCUUCCAUCACCGAUGCGAUUAAGGCGCGUAGGCCAUCGAUAGAUCUGGUAACGGUUCUCGAUCUGAGCGGCGGCGAUGCGAAUUUACAGACGAUUAAGCACGCGAUGCGAUUAGUGAUCUCUCUGCUCCGGGAGCUGGAUCGGCUUUCUAUCGUCGUGUUCUCGACGGGAUCGAAACGAUUAAUGCCGUUACGACGGAUGACGGCGAAAGGACGCCGAUCGUCGCGGCGAAUCGCCGACGCACUCGUCGGGAUUGAAACAGCAGGCGGCGUCGCAAUGAGCGUUGACGACGCACUGAAAAAAGCGGUUAAAGUCGUUGAAGAUCGGCGAGAGAGGAACCCGUCGGCGAGCAUCUUGGUUUUAUCGGACGGUCAGGAUCAACCGGAGGCGGUUUUAAAAGCUAAGCUUAACUCCAAGCGAGUGCCCUUCGUCGUGUCCACCACGCGCUUUUCUCGUCCUGAGAUCCCGGUUCACUCAGCUUGGAUUGCUUCUCCGAGCGCGUUGCAUCACGCGCCUAUUCGAGACGCGUUCACCGAACGAAUCGCUUCGUUGUUGAACGUGGCUCUCCGUGACGUGAAGCUCAAUCUAGGUUUGGUCUCCGGAUCUCCGUUGACCGAAGUAUCGGCUGUUUACUCUCUUACGGGUCGGACCGAGAGCUUCGGAUCCGGGUCGCCCGUUGUAGUCGGCGAUCUGUUUGCUGAGGAGGAGAGAGAAUUUCUCGUUGAGCUCAAAGUACCGACUUCGUCGAGUGGGUCCCACCAUGUAAUGUCCGUACGGUCUUCGAUUGUUGACCCCACGACGCUUCAGCCAAUGGCUUGCCCUCAUGAAAAACGGUUUUUGAUCCCGCGGCCACAGACCGUCCGAUUCGUAUCUUCGAGCAUCGAACGGCUUAGGAGUCUUUACUCGGUGAGCCGCGCUGUAGAGUAUUCACGCAAGCUGAUUGAGAGUGAUGAUUUAGCCGGUGCUUAUCAGGUUCUAACGACGGCUCGGUCCAAUGCGUCACACGCGGAUGAUAGCUUAAAGAGCUUGGAGGCUGAGUUAAUUCAGAUAAGCCGGUUUAAAGCAAGAAGCGGUUCAGCAAACCAAGCCGAAGAGAAAACCGAGCAACUUACGCCGACUUCGGCUUGGAGAGCCGCUGAGAAAUUAGCGAAAGUGGCUAUCACGAGGAAGCAUUUAAAUCGAGUCAGCGACAUGCACGGCUUGGAGAACGCCAGAUUUUAAUUUUUUUUUUUUUAAUUUCAGUGAUUUUUGAAGAUAUGGUAUAUAAUUAUUAUAUCCAAUAAUUUAGUAAGAUAGUAUAAAAAAGUAUAAAAUUAAUUAUAGAAGUAUGAUUUUUAGAAAGGGACCCAAGGUGCAUGAUAGCGACAAGCAGUAGCCGACGGGUGUGGCCUUUUGUAAUGCAGAGAUUGGAACCCUACAUGAGAAUUAAUUGGUCUUUCCACUCUUUUAUCUUUUUAUCUUUUUUCUUCCUUUUUGUAAUUUUCAGAAAAUCCAAAUUAAUGACUGAAAAAGUGGAAAAGAUUGU
Eutrema salsugineum is the source of this 2554-nucleotide messenger RNA. RefSeq lists its product as uncharacterized. The record is from RefSeq and is a predicted model, not a curated record. The coding region runs from base 94 to 2250 and encodes 718 amino acids. The transcript has 2 exons. Lineage: Eukaryota; Viridiplantae; Streptophyta; Magnoliopsida; Brassicales; Brassicaceae.